Messenger RNA from Cheilinus undulatus (humphead wrasse), 882 nucleotides. RefSeq names its product cytosolic sulfotransferase 3-like. NCBI's taxonomy places the organism in Eukaryota, Metazoa, Chordata, Actinopteri, Labriformes, Labridae. The record is from RefSeq and is a predicted model, not a curated record. Gene Ontology annotation, cellular component: cytoplasm. The coding region runs from base 1 to 882 and encodes 293 amino acids. Gene Ontology annotation, molecular function: sulfotransferase activity. Gene Ontology annotation, biological process: sulfation. The transcript is spliced from 7 exons.
AUGGAUUCAUGUCCUCGACCGGAGCUGUUUGAUUUCCAUGGAGUCUGGAUGAGCCAUCUUUUCACUGAAAACUGGGAGGAUGUCCAAAACUUCCAGGCCAGGCCAGAUGAUGUUCUUAUUGCAUCAUACCCCAAAGCUGGGAGCACUUGGCUCUGCCAAAUCACUGACCUGCUGUAUUUUAGUCAAACGACUCCAGAGCGGGAAAAAAAACUUCAAAUCUAUUGGCGAGUACCCCAUCUAGAGGCCAGUUCCUGUUCCUGGAUGAAAGGGACAGACAUGAUAAACAAUCUCCCCAGCUCUCCUCGGCUGAUGAGGACUCAUCUUCCUGUCCACUUCCUACCAAAGUCCUUUUUUGAGCAAAACUGCAAGAUCAUUUAUGUUGGUCGCAAUGCCAAAGACAGCGUGGUGUCUUAUUACCACUUUGAACGAAUGAGCUUGUUAUGUCCUGAGCCUGGAGACUGGAGCAGUUACGUCCAGAGGUUCAUGGAGGGGAAGAUGGUGCUUGGAUCCUGGUAUGACCAUGUGUCUGGCUGGUGGGAGAAAAAGAAGACGUAUCCAAAAAUCCAUUACAUGUUCUACGAGGAUUUGAUUGAAGACACUGGACGAGAAAUUGACAAACUCUGCGACUUUCUUGGGCUGACUUCCUCUGUUGAGGAGAGGGAAGGAAUUGCGGGACGAGCUCAGUUUAGUAGUAUGAAAAAAGACAGCAUGGCCAACUACUCCACACUUCCUGUAAUGGACUUUAAAAUAUCUCCUUUCAUGAGAAAAGGAAAGGUCGGAGACUGGAAGAACCAUUUCACUGUUGCCCAGAAUGAAGAGUUUGAUGAAGACUACAAGAAAAAGAUGAAUGACCCGUCACUCAGGUUUCGCACUUUAAUUUGA